UACUCCUUAGUCAAGCACUUCAAAAACCAAAGGCUCUGACUAUUCCAUCAACUCUUUAUAUACUUUUUUAUUCAAUUUGACAACCUCGUUCGGUUCGGUUCACAUUUUGUUUACUAACAAUUUUUCGGUAUUGGUCCACAUUUGUCAGGUGAAACUGCCACUAAAUUCGAGCACUUUUAAACAACUGACAUCCUUUCAAUAAAAUGACGUUUACGUACAAGGAACUAAUUGACGUGGCCAUUGGCUCCCCGGAAUCGGGACAUGUCAACUUUUACGCUUUGCAUGUGCUGCUCACGUGUUUUGCCCAGCGAUUGGAGGUCCUAGAUGAGGUCGUCGAACAAGAGGACUACAUGGUUGCCAAUGUCCGCAUGCAAAGCAGUUUAUUGACUUUGGGAAACACCUCCAAGUUCCGCCUGUUUGCUGGUGCGGAUGCUGAGGAAGGAGCAGCCGCUGAGCCGGCAAGUGAGGCUGCAGCCGAGGAGGCAGCUCCCCCAUCAACUCCGCCCGCGGAAGAGGCUCCUGUUCCGGCGACUCCUGCGGCAGAGGAAGCUGCGGCUCCGGAGGAAGCUGCGGCUCCAGAGGAACCAGCUCCCGAGGAACCUGCUCCCGUAGAAACUGUCGCAGCCACGCCAGAAGUAGUGCCCACGCAUGAACCAACUCCAGCGCCAACACCUGCCCCCGAGGAACCGGUGGCACCCUCAGCCGGUGCAGAAACCCCAAAGGUACCUACAGAGACGCCACCGGAGCCCAAGAUCGAGGAGCUCGGUCCGCCAGCAUCAAGGGUGUCCUCGCGAUCCUCCACUCGCGACAAGGCACGACAAGAUGGUUCGCUGACCAACAAUCUCACGCGUCUCGAAAGACGUUUGUCCAAAAUGGAAUUGCACAGGGAACAGACCACCAUAGAGAUGAAUCAGUUCGUAAGCAAUCUCACUGGACAACUAAAAAUCACCAUGGAGCAGGUGAACAAUGUGACCCACAUGCUGAUCGAUCGGAAACCGAAUCCGCAUAGGGUAAAAGUACUGCGUGACAUAGCCAAACAGAUGAGGGUGCUGAUGGGAACCACAGGCGAUGAGGUUUCAGUUAGUUGGUCCAGUGGCGAAAUCGUUGAAGCCGAAGGGGAGGAGCUUUCCCUGGAGGAGGUGGCCGAGGAGUCCUCCGCACCCACAGAAGUGGAGAAACCCGAGGAGGAAGAGGAAUUGGGUCUAGAACAGCAACUUUGUUAUACACCCGAAAAAAUGCUAAAUGAGUUACUGGAUCUUAAGUCCCAAUUCUGUGGUUUGACCAACAAAGUCAAUGAAUUGGCAGCAGCACUCAUGAAGCAGGACUCCCAAAGACUCAUGGAUAUGAUGAGGGAUCUGUCCGAAACAGUGCGCGAAAUAAAGCUCUAUAUGGCCAGUAAUAAGGAGGCAACUAGCAGUAUGAUGACACGUCUUAAUGAAUGCGUAAAUCAAAUACAAGUGUUGAAAAAGUCUGCUGCCCACUUGGAUGAGGUGAAGAUGGACAAGACAGAGGUGGAACUUUUACUGGCCGAAAAGGUGGACUUCCAGCAGCUGGCCACCAAAGUGUCGCUGGAGCAACUCGAGGAAUAUAAGGCCAGAUUGGAGCAGAUGUUCUGCGAAGUGCGUCAUAUUGUAAGCUUAAAUGAGAAGAAUGUCCUGCAGAUAAUCGACAAUCUGCGUAUGACCUUGGGCAUUGAUGCCUUGGAGCUGAGUCUCAAGGACUUUAGGGAAAUGAUCGAGAGGAGAGUGCAAAUGAUAGCCGAGGCAUUGCAAAGGUAUAUGGAGAUGACCAAUGAUGAUUGUGCUGCGGCCGCUGGAAGGGUUAAGGUCAUGCAGGACUUGGCCUGUCUGGCCUGCGACACCACCUGUGUGAUGCGCACAGUGGAACGAUCAAAGGUGCCAUCCUUGCCGAAUGCCAAGGGUUCCGCUGGCCUUGGUCCCAUUGUCACCUACGAACUGGGCCAGAUCCGCAAGUCCGGCAUCAUGGGAUACUAUCGCAAGGACGAGUUCCCGCAUUCGACAAGUGCCUGGACCAAAGGCGUUCCCAUGGUCAAGUGCACUCCGCGGCAUGCUGGCGGAAGUCACACCACCCACACCGCCGAUGAACACAUGCAGAAGGUCGUGCUCUCCAAGAAAAACACUGGGUGGAUAUAAUUUCAUAUAUCCAAAAAUUAAAGACAGUAUUUAUUUCAUUGUUACACAUAAUAAUUUGACAAAAUUUAAGACGAUGGAGUGUUAUGCAAAAAAAAAAGUAUAAUCAAUGCAGAAAAAUUUAACUUAUGCUUUUGACGGAUAAAAAUAUAUAACUGGGUGCUAAAGUGGUUAAGAAUUCCAUUUAUGCUAUCAGCAUGGUUUAUAUCUUUAAUUAGUGAAACAAUUAUUAACCAAGUCGCAAAGUCAAAGCAAUCAAUAUUGAAAAAUUAUUUUCUAAAGCUGAUUUUAUUUUAAUAAAUCCACUUUAAUUAUAAA
Messenger RNA from Drosophila elegans, 2468 nucleotides. RefSeq names its product transcription activator BRG1 (gene nis). NCBI's taxonomy places the organism in Eukaryota, Metazoa, Arthropoda, Insecta, Diptera, Drosophilidae. The transcript has 2 exons. The record is from RefSeq and is a predicted model, not a curated record. Bases 204 to 2153 code for a protein of 649 amino acids.